ACCCGACAGUCAGAGGUCUGGGGGUCUGCUGUAUGACCUUGCGGUGUUUGUAAACAGAUACACGUUGCUAUUGCAAAGUGUUGAGAAUACGAUAGAAUCAAGAUUUAACAAAGCGUGUCACGAAAAAUUUGCUUGAGAAACAACGAGAAGGAGCAAAUUCACGGGGAUCAUGGAAGUGGAGCCUAUGUGUAUCGUAGAAAAUGAGACGGAGGGAUCUCGCGGUGAUCGGAAAGAGGGGGGUAAGAGGGGACGCAAGCCUGGAAGGAAGGCGUCCGACAAGACGGACAUGAAAGCCAAGCUCGAACGAAGUCGACAGAGCGCGAGGGAGUGUCGUGCUCGGAAGAAGCUAAGAUAUCAGUAUCUUGAAGAGCUGGUAGCCGACCGCGAAAAGGCUGUGCUCGCACUUCGAAGAGAGCUGGAGAUGUAUCGGCAGUGGGGACAGGAAUUGGACGCCGGACGAGUUCCCGAAGGGCUACAAGCGAUGCUGGAGGAGCUCGGCUCUCUGAAGCGGGAGAAAGCGGUCAACUAACCGAACAAGAAAGACAGAAAGAGAAACACGAGUCAGAAACAUCGAGCUCUGCCAUCUUUUUUUGCUUUUAUUCAUUUUAUCGCGAUAGUCGAACUUCCUCCCGUAUUCCUGGUUAUUCUUUCGACCGAAAAAGUCCGCGCGGAAGAAUUCAGAUUCUUUUCAACGACUCGUUCGAGUUCUGUCUUGCGUUUUUGUACGGAAGAAGUCGUUGAAAAAAAAAGAAAAAGAAAAAAGAAAGAAAAGAGAGAGAAGAAAUUCUAUCUCGUCCAGACUUACGAUUCUGUCCCACUUUUACCUAGUCUUUGUACGUUCUCCUCUUAUCAUGUUCUUCUUUGGAGGAGAAAUCGAUUCGGCGUCGUUGUUUCUCUAGUUAUUAUUAUUGCGUUUUGUUUUUGAUACUUUACACAGAAAAUUCAUUCGUGCCUCUUGUUACUUGUGAUCGAUUAAGUUAACAAACUUAUUGUCCUUGUUUUAUUAUCGUUGCGACUCGACGAUAUAAAAACAGACCCGGUCAACGGUGACCAGGUACUCGUUGUACCGAAAAGUACCUAAAAGAAGUACCUUCUCUAACGAUUGUUAAGAAGAGAGAAAGAGAUGAAAAUUAUAUAUCUUUGUUACGCGUCGAUGAAGAACGGCCGUUCUGUAUCAUAACGAAAAGAAAGUGAUGAAGUACAUAUUUGCUUGUUCCGAGACUCUGUCAUAUAUUAUAUAAUAGUAGGUGUACUUGUUGAGCAAUCUAGAUCUCGUUUCUUUCAAAUUAUCUCCAGGUGCGUUUUCUUCUAUUCUGAUAACACAGCCGUGUGUACACGACCGACAAAGAUUAUCUGUAUGGAAAUGGUAUUUUUGUACUGUCGUAUAAAACGCUAUUAUUUUGUGCAGAUUAUUGAUAUUGCGAGAAACUUGUUCAUAUACAUAUAUCUGGGAAAAGAAGUCUAAGGAUUGAAUAAAUCGAAUAUUUUUAAACAAA
Bombus impatiens (common eastern bumble bee) is the source of this 1496-nucleotide messenger RNA. RefSeq names its product REPTOR-binding partner (gene REPTOR-BP). The transcript has 4 exons. Gene Ontology annotation, molecular function: DNA-binding transcription factor activity. Gene Ontology annotation, biological process: regulation of DNA-templated transcription. NCBI's taxonomy places the organism in Eukaryota, Metazoa, Arthropoda, Insecta, Hymenoptera, Apidae. Gene Ontology annotation, cellular component: nucleus. The coding region runs from base 170 to 529 and encodes 119 amino acids. The record is from RefSeq and is a predicted model, not a curated record.